AUGGAUUCAACUUCGGAUAAUGGAGCAGACAGCGAAUUCGGAAACCUCUUCCAAGAACCGGAGGGAUUCUUACCUCCCUCCAAAAAACCAACUUUUGAAGAAUAUGCCAUGCGUUCUGGUCAAACAUUAAAAUUGCGACUCGUGGGCAAUCAUCCACUUUGGGGCUUCCUACUCUGGAAUGCAGGAAAAACAAGUGCAGAUUACCUCGAGGACAGGGCGCGGGAAUGGGUGGAGAGGAGAGAUGUCCUAGAGCUAGGUGCCGGUGCUGGCCUGCCUAGUCUCGUCUGCGCAAUCCUCGGCGCCCGCACUGUCGUCGUGACCGAUUACCCGGACCCCGACCUGGUCGAAAACAUGCGCAUAAAUGCACAGGCGUGCGAGCCAUUGUUGCCGUUAGGAGGAAACGGCCAGGGUGGUCAACUUCCGUCAAAGUCGUCACUGCCGCCGCUGAGAGUUGAAGGAUUUAAAUGGGGUGCGGAUCCGGAGGUGGUUUUGAAACACCUCCCCCCUGAAAGUGCUGGUCGUGGUGCCGAUGGCCGUCGUGGGUUUGAUUUGCUGAUCCUGGCAGACGUGAUAUAUAACCAUCCGCAGCAUGGGCAGUUGAUUACGAGUGUGAAGCAGACGCUGAAGAGGACGCGGGAUGCGGUGGCGUUUGUGGUUUUCACGCCGUAUCAGCCAUGGUUGUUUGAGAAGAUUGUCGCGUUUUUCCCGCGUGCGGAGGAGAGCGGGUUUGUGGUUACGAAGCUGUUUGAGAGAUUGGUGGAGAGGGUUAUGUUUGAAGAGGAUCCGGGGGAUGAGACGCUUAGACGCACUGUGUUUGGAUAUGAAUUGAGGUGGAAGGAGGAGGAGCUGGGCAAAUAA
Messenger RNA from Histoplasma capsulatum G186AR, 858 nucleotides. RefSeq lists its product as uncharacterized. Gene Ontology annotation, biological process: peptidyl-lysine dimethylation. The record is from RefSeq and is a predicted model, not a curated record. Bases 1 to 858 code for a protein of 285 amino acids. The transcript is spliced from 3 exons. Gene Ontology annotation, molecular function: protein-lysine N-methyltransferase activity. Lineage: Eukaryota; Fungi; Ascomycota; Eurotiomycetes; Onygenales; Ajellomycetaceae.